CUUUACAAUUUCGCCUGCCUGAACAAAUACUCUUUAUUCCCCGCCAUGGCCGACCUCGUCAUCUUCGAUUUUGAUGGCACGCUCUUUGAUACACACCAGUCUAUCGAGCACACAAUCAAACUCACCUUCGAAACCCUUCUCCCCAAUUACGUUCCGCCACAAGAUGAGAUUCACCGCCUAAUCGCGUGCGGCGCUGGCCUGUCUGACACUUUUCGCGUUCUGCACCCGGACACGACUAUCUUUAACUCGUCUGAAGAACAAUGGAUCACCAGAUACCGCGAACUGUACAGUACACAUGGUCAAGGCUUGAUUAAGGCGUUUCCCGGCGCGAAGCAGCUACUUGAACACUUCAAGACGCACGACAUCCCCAUCUCUAUUGUGAGCAACAAGGGCGUCGUAGCCCAAGACCGCAUUAGACCGAAAUGGACUUGGAGGUUACGUCCCUGAGGGACUGAUUGUCAGUGAUAAGACCCCAGGUGCCGAGAGGAAGCCGCAUCCAGCCAGCUUUACAAGUGUGCUAGUGCCGAUGCUGAGAGAACUUGGCAAAUGGCGGGAUGGAGCGGACGCCAGCAAGGUGCUAGUAGUAGGUGAUACGGUCGACGGUAUUCAGUUUGCGAAGAACAUUGGCUGCCGGGUGUGUUGGUGUCGGUAUGGUUAUGGCGAUCAGGAGG
Messenger RNA from Pseudogymnoascus destructans, 671 nucleotides. RefSeq lists its product as uncharacterized. NCBI's taxonomy places the organism in Eukaryota, Fungi, Ascomycota, Leotiomycetes, Thelebolales, Thelebolaceae. Gene Ontology annotation, molecular function: phosphoglycolate phosphatase activity. The coding region runs from base 46 to 447 and encodes 133 amino acids. The transcript has a single exon. The record is from RefSeq and is a predicted model, not a curated record. Gene Ontology annotation, biological process: dephosphorylation; DNA repair.